GUGCCCCAGCGCGGAGUGAGUGGGGUGUCUGUACGCGAGGGGCGGCGGGGCUGUGGUUGGCUUCGCGGCCGCCGCCGCUGCCUCUCCCCCCUCGCCCUUCACAUCCCGGGCAGCCGUCCGGUGAGAGGAUUUUGAGCCCCGUGUUGUCGUCGCUCAAAGCUGAAAGAUGGGGAAGAAAAGCCGAGUGAAAACUCAGAAGUCAGGUACUGGAGCUACAGCAGUCGUCUCUCCGAAAGAGAUGUUGAAUCUAAUUAGUGAACUGUUGCAGAAAUGCAGCAGUCCAACUCCAGGUCCUGGAAAGGAAUGGGAAGAAUAUCAGCAGAUCCGAGCUCUUGUUGAGAGAAUUCGUAAAAAACAGAAAGGUUUAUCUGUUGUAUUUGAUGGGAAAAGAGAAGAUUAUUUCAGUGAUCUAAUCAAAUGGGCCAGAGACAAUGGUGCCUCCACAGAAGGUUUUGAAGUGGAUAACUUUGGAGAAGAGGGUUUUGGUUUGAGAGCCACAAGAGAAAUAAAAGCUGAAGAACUUUUUCUCUGGGUUCCCAGAAAAUUGCUGAUGACGGUUGAGUCUGCUAAAAAUUCAGUCUUGGGAUCUUUGUAUUCUCAAGACCGAAUUCUCCAAGCGAUGGGAAACAUCACGCUAGCAUUCCACCUUCUUUGUGAACGAUGCAACCCUAGUUCUUUCUGGCUGCCUUACAUCCAAACUCUCCCAAGUGAAUACAAUACCCCUCUUUACUUUGAAGAAGAAGAAGUUCAGUAUCUUCAGUCAACUCAGGCCAUACAUGAUGUUUUCAGCCAAUAUAAAAACACUGUUCGACAGUAUGCGUAUUUCUACAAAGUUAUCCAGACCCAUCCUAAUGCCAGCAAACUGCCAUUAAAGGAUUCUUUCACAUAUGAUGAUUAUAGGUGGGCAGUUUCUUCUGUCAUGACACGACAAAACCAGAUUCCUGCUGAGGAUGGCUCCCGGGUUACUUUAGCUCUGAUUCCUUUAUGGGAUAUGUGUAAUCACACCAAUGGGCUGAUUACUACAGGCUACAACUUAGAAGAUGACCGUUGUGAGUGUGUAGCUCUUCAAGAUUUUAAGGCUGGUGAACAGAUUUACAUUUUUUAUGGCACUCGGUCAAAUGCUGAAUUUGUGAUCCACAGUGGGUUUUUCUUUGAUAAUAAUUCACAUGACAGAGUGAAAAUAAAGCUUGGAGUGAGUAAAAGUGACAGGCUGUAUGCUAUGAAGGCAGAGGUCUUAGCUCGCGCUGGCAUUCCAACUUCUAGUGUUUUUGCCUUGCAUUCAACGGAGCCACCGAUCUCUGCCCAGCUUCUGGCUUUCCUUAGAGUGUUUUGUAUGACUGAAGAUGAGCUGAAAGAACACUUGAUAGGAGACCAUGCCAUUGACAGAAUCUUCACUCUUGGCAAUUCUGAAUUUCCAGUGAGCUGGGACAAUGAGGUGAAACUUUGGACAUUCCUUGAAGCCAGAGCAUCCCUUCUUUUGAAAACCUACAAGACCACUAUUUCAGAGGACAGAGCCUUUUUAGAAAAACCAGGCCUUGCCUGUAAUGCGACAAUGGCUAUUAAAUUGCGUCUAGGUGAGAAAGAGAUUUUGGAGAAAGCAGUAAAGAGUGCAGCUGCCAACCGAGAAUACUACAGUAAACAAAUGGCAGAAGGAGCUCUUCUCCCCAAGUAUGAAGAGAGCAAUAUUGCACUGCUGGAGAAUACUGUGGCAGGUUCAAGACUCCCAAUUGUCUUGAGAAAUUUGGAGGAAGAUACAGAUGAGCAGGAGGACUUAAAGAUUGAGGAAACGAUUGGUACAGAAACAAAUGGAUUUGUGAAUGGUGACAAUUCAAUGCUUAAUGGGACCAAAUCGGAAAAUGAAAACCUAAAUCAAGAGGAAAGCAACAGAGAGACUGAAGAUGCCAAAGAAUCUUCUUCAGACAGUACUGAUGAGGUUAAGGAAUAGCUCUAAAAUAGCUUUGACUUUAUUGUGAAAUUGAAAACUAGCAAGUGUUCUUUUUUCUUCUUCUUUGAACGGUGAAUUGAAUUGGUGUUUCCUAACAAUUCUUUUUGCAGAGGAAAAUGUUUUUUGCUGCUUUAUAAUAAAAAUGGUUUUUAAGUUAUUUUAAAAAAAUAGCACCCCUUUUCUAUUAAGAUUGCCAUCUUGCUUUUGGAAGAUAGGGGUGGGUGAGGAAAAAAGGAGGAAAGAUACCUUUGCCAGCCCUUGGGUGGGAAUAUAUGUUUAUUUCUGGGGGAAGAGUUCAGCUUCAUCUGCUGUCAUUCUGUUCUGUUACUCUGACUUCAAAAACCCAGUUUGCUUUUUGCAAUUUGCCCAGGGAGGUGGUAAGGCUUGACUGACUAUUUGUUACAAGCAGAGAGCAGAACAGCACAAGGAGUGGCUAGAAAGACUGAAGAGGUGGGAGAGGCUGAGGCUGUGUAGGGCCCACGUGCACUGCUUCCUGGAAAGGUAAGGUGGCAACCUUAUUUUCAUCAGGUUUCAAAGGAUGAAAAAGAGCAUAAAUUAUAUUCUAAUUACAGUGGUUCCUUUAAAAAUGGUUUAUUUUGUGUUUCAGUUUACUGUGCAAAAAACUUUAUUCUCCCUGCCUUCUCCUUGAAAUCAAAGUGUGCAGCUAUUGUACAUCCAUUAUUUUUUUAAGCUUGCCUUCCCCACCCUCCACUUUCUUUGAAAUGGCACUGUUUGUUUGGUGAAGAAGUUGGAAGCAGUUCAGCCAGACUACAGCUUUAAAAUGUGUUGUUCAAAGUGAGGUUGCUCUCAGCUUUUUCAGGUUUUCAUAAAUAGCUAGAGAUUUUCAAAGCUACACUUUUGACUAAGAAAAUUAUUAAAAGUAAAACUUUAGUAAUUUGUGUCUGCUAUUGUUCAUUAAUGUUGCACGGCCAUAAGCCCUGACAUGUUUACUUGUGAACUAACAUUAAAUUUCAGCUUUGGACAAAGCCUCCACGGAAGUUGGUGUGGAAGUGGUAAGCAGCAAUAUUUUUGGAUAUGGAUGCUUAGAGCCUGUUAAUUUGGGGCACUAUCCAAAGAAAGUUAGUUAUAUCCCUGUCCCAUUUACACCAACCAUUUAUUCGUGAUUUAUCAAAAAACCGAGCUGUAACAGUUCCUUUUGCUUCCUUUUUGUUAUUCUUUAAGAACAUUUCUGUUUUCUGGCACACUUUUGAUUGGACCCAUGAAACUGUUACCCAUUUUUUGUCCUAAGAAGUAGAAUUACCCCUUUUCCCUCCACUAAAAAGCCAAGUUUUUAAAACACCAGACCCUUUCUUACAGCACAAAUUCUGGGUUUUUAGGACUGGAGAUGUGUUUUGGAUUCAGCUGAUUUAGACAUAUUUGGGAGAUGUCUGAAUCAAAAUGAGACUCCUCUGAAGUGAUCUGAUUCCAAACAUUCCAUUUUCAUACAGAUUACAAAACAAAUAAAACACAUGGAAAGGAGAUAAAGGAAAUAAAUCAUUCCCCAACUCCACAAAUCUGAAUGCUCAUGCUACUAAAAAAGAAAAAAAACCCCAAACCCCAAGAGAGAGCUUCAGCUAUGGGCAGUAUAGAAAUGUAGUAAAUAACAACUGCAUAUUUUCUGCUGUAAUAGGGGGACAUCCUUCUCUAUCCCUCUUUUUUUGGAGAAAACCUUUAAACUAUAAAGAUUGCUCUAGGGCACACUUAUUUAAAAUAUGGCAGAUCUGUAAGGGCAACUAUCCCUAUAAAUUUCAUCUAAUUAUGCUAAGAAAUAAAAAUGAUAUUGGCAGUUCUUUGCAAAACAAUAAUUAUUAAAAUUGAAGAGUGUAGUAUAAAAGACCCUUCACCUAUUUGUCUGAGAUUUGCAAGGCAUAGUCCUCUCUUCAUGGAUAGUUAAACCUGAAAAAUGUAAUCCAAAUCUGAUGAACCAAAAAGAAAAUCACAGCUGUUUGUUGGUUUCCAAUGACUAUUGCCCCUUCUUUAGCCUAUGUGACUAUUGGCAGGACUUGGGUGAUCACAUUACUAACCAGAAGGGCUUGCAGAAUGUAUGAUGGACCUGUUUGGAGUCAGAAGCAGCUCAGUAGAAUUUCUAGGAUUGGGGCUGGAGCUUCAGUAUUCUGUACAAUUCCUGAUUCCUCCCUAGGAUGAGCAGAAGCAAAAUAAGUAAAUAGAUGCAAACUUAAUAUUUGUGAAAAUCAUUUUGCAGAAUUUUUGAUCAUUUUGACGUGCUGUUUUACUUCAAAUUAGCCAUAGCUGCUGGUUCUUUCCUUUAUAAUUAAUCUGAUUUUUAAAAUAUAUCACUGCCAUUCUGCUUUGGUAUUCAGAAUAACCAUUAAAACUGUGAAUCUUAAAACAAUACUGUAAAAUACUAAUAAAAAAGGUUUCAGAGACUUCA
Molecule: messenger RNA, 4337 nt
Organism: Varanus komodoensis (Komodo dragon)
Lineage: Eukaryota; Metazoa; Chordata; Lepidosauria; Squamata; Varanidae
Gene: SETD3
Product: SET domain containing 3, actin histidine methyltransferase
Exons: 13
Coding region: 167-1945 (592 amino acids)
Biological process (GO): positive regulation of transcription by RNA polymerase II; peptidyl-lysine monomethylation; peptidyl-lysine trimethylation
Molecular function (GO): transcription coactivator activity; protein-L-histidine N-tele-methyltransferase activity; histone H3K4 methyltransferase activity
Source: RefSeq, a predicted model, not a curated record